Messenger RNA from Lytechinus pictus (painted urchin), 4279 nucleotides. Its product is annotated as UBX domain-containing protein 6-like. The transcript has 10 exons. The record is from RefSeq and is a predicted model, not a curated record. Lineage: Eukaryota; Metazoa; Echinodermata; Echinoidea; Temnopleuroida; Toxopneustidae. The coding region runs from base 375 to 1700 and encodes 441 amino acids. Gene Ontology annotation, molecular function: protein binding. Gene Ontology annotation, cellular component: cytoplasm.
GCAGAUUAAAUUUUUCAUAGACGGAUUUAGCUAAAUUAAUGUUCAAUGGGCAAUUUUCUAGGGGACGAACGCCCCUUGCGGGGGUCCGACUAACUUUACAUCUGACACUGUGCUGUGGAUCCUAAAAUAGAUCCCCCCCAAUUUUCAAGCCGCUUGCUUUUCUAUGUUGUUUGAUCCGCCAGUUUUAUGAUAUACUUACUCUACUCUCUUGUGAUAUUUACCUAAACUGAAUUGAAUUAAUUUACUCUAGCCGGCUUCGACUCGAGAUGUUGGCGCUGUUUAUUGUUUACAUCUAAUGUUACGUUAGACCCUAUGAAUAUUAUCUGAUUCAUCUCUCGUUUUGUUGGCUGCCGUUUCGAAAUUUAUUGUUCAAAAUGAAGAAGAUUGGGGAAUUCUUCGACAAAAAGAAAACGGAUAUGAAAUUCAAGAGAGCUGGUCAUGGAGUAAAAUUGAACGAAAGUACGCCACAGCCCAGUACAUCUGGUCAAUCUAAACCAGUAGCCCCAAGAAUGCAGCCUACUACUAGUUCUCAGAUGGCAGGCCAGGCAGCACUGAGUAGACUUACUCCAGGUCCUGGUGCAGCAAGACCAGGAUCAGCAGCUUCAGCAUCAGUCAAAGCACAGGCUAUUGCACAACUUGAGAAUGAAUCUGAGAGAAUGAAAUUAUCUUCACAAUAUCAGAGUGGUGCAGCAGCAGCAAAUCUAGACUACAAUGACAGCCAAGCUGCUCUUCUGGUGUCAGGUGUUAAUUUCAGGUGUAGGUGUUCAAUGAGAUUAAAGAAGCCAGAAUUUGAAGCCCAUCUUACUGAAUGUCUUCUAAUGCAACUUGCUGAUGACCCCCCUUCAGCUUCAGCAACCAUGAUAUACACACUGAACAAGGAUAAAGACAAGAUAAGAAUAGGAGUUGAUACAAUAUGCAAAUAUCUAGAUAAUGUGUGCCAGAAUCCAGGAGAAGAGAAGUAUCGUAAGAUAAAAGCAAACAACAGGGCCUUUCAGGAGAGAGUCUCUGGAUUGGUGGGAGCAGAGGAAUUCAUCCAAGCUGUUGGAUUUGAGAGGAAGAUACUCACUCAUGAAGAAUCUGAGACUCAUUUCUUUGUCUUGAAUGAGGAGAGUGCUUCAAACAUUGACAGGCUGAAUUCGUUCAAGGAGCUGUUGAAGUCUGGUGCUCCAUACAAACCGAUCCUUGACAGAGACAUGAAGGUCUACCAACCAUCCCAGUGGGCAAGCCAAUUUCAACUUCCAAAUGAGUUCUACACGCUCACACCAGAACAGAUAAAAAAAGAACAACAACUCAGGGCAGAGGUCAUCGAGCAGAGUUCAGUUCUUAGAACAAAAGCCAUGAAGGAAGCCGAAGCACAGAAAGCUCUACGGAGAUAUCGCUACGCGCUCAUUAGGAUUCGUUUUCCAGAUGGUAUAUUAUUACAAGGUACCUUCUAUGCAAGGGACAAACUGCGAACCCUGAAGGAGUUUGUACAGUCUCAGUUGGAUAAUAGCUGGCAGCCUUUCAUUUUGACUGAUCCUAGUAACAUCAAACUCACUGAUGAUGACAUGAUGCUGGCUGAACUACAUCUGGCCCCGGCAGCAGUGAUUAACUUCUCCUGGGAUGCUGAGGUAAUGGCAGACAUUGCUGCAGCCAGUCAAGGAAGCCUUCAGGUUACCUACCUCAAGCCAGAUGCCAUGGGACAACUCCAAUCACUAUAGAACAAUGCAGGAGGCUGUUUCGUCAAGUUCUUACUAAAGUUAUGCAUGAUGUUACAAAUGGCUGGAAUAUUUUCUGUGGAUAAUCUUAUCAAUCAUUGAAUUCAUUUGUGAGGAAAUAUGAUCUUUGUAGAAGAAACUCUUUGUUUACAAGAAAUUUGAUGAAUAGUAUUAGUUUAUUAUAUUGUUGAAAUUUUAUUACUAUUAUAGAAAUUAAAUUCCUCUUUAAAACAUCAGGGAAAAUUUGAGGUAUUUUAUUGUAAAGUCAUGCAUAACGUUAUGAAGUACCUGAUGAUGCAGCCUCCAGGACACUUGUGUAACUAUCGCUGAAUAUGGAAUGAUGGGAAGGGGAAAAGAAAGGAAGAUAUGGUCCCUUGCCCAACUGGCAGGUUUAAUGUUUCUAUGCUACAAGAUCAAAUACAGCUGCUAAUCAGAGAGAUGUUUAUAGAUGAGGGAACAGACGUUUCCCACAACAGAAGUUUCCCACAACAACAGAACAAUGCUAUGUGUGGUCAAUGAAUGGAUAUCAUACAUACAGUGAAGAAGACAGAUCUAGCCAUAUCUUGAAUGAUCUUUGAAGGCAUUUCUUGAUUGAAACUAGGUGCUAGCAGGUCUUUUACAGAAAGCUGUCCUGUGAAAUCAAGAUCUAGAAGAAGCCCCCCUGGGAGAAAGCCCUCCAAGAGACUAAUUGAUUAAAGGAAAAAAUAAUUUUAUUGGGAUAAAUAAAAUCCUGAUAAUGGUAGUCAACUAGUCAACUCACAUUUCUUGUUGUCAUUAUUUGGUAAAAUAUCACACUAUGAGUGUAUUAUUUUUGGUCUGUUCAAAACAUGUUCAUUAAUUGUUAUUAACAAAUCAAGACAACUUACGUUAUGUAUGUAAGCUCCAGUAGAAAGCUCAUGUCCUUUGUUUAUUUUGUAUGCUUCUUAAUUAGGUUUGUAUGUAUGUAUUUUAAAAGAUGAACACAAUAAUGUGCAAUAUGUUACUUAGAUGAUAGUGGAAUGUGUAUUUAAUUUUGGUUUUGUAAAGUCGAGAUAGAAAGCAUAUAUUAUAUACAUCUUUGUUACAGUAUUUAUAUUUUUUUACAAGAAAAACAGUGUAAGUAGUGGAAAACUAUAGUUAUCUUUAAUUAUAUUCUAAUCACUUGAUAAAGAGUUGCAGCGGCACUCGAAAGCUCGUGAACUUGUAAGCUAGUGAACACUUUUUGCGAGAGUGAUCACGAAUUUCCUAGAAAGCUAGUGAACACUUUUUGCGAGAGUGAUCACAAAUUUCCUUGUUGACCAUAGUAGAUUGCGAGACAAAUGAAUACCCUCUAGCGAUUAUAUUCUAAUCAUUUAUUGUUUCAAACAAAUUUGCUCCUCUUUAUCAGUUUCAUAAUUAUUUCUAAUUAUCCAGUAACAAUAUAGAAUAUAAAGACAUUUUCAUAAUCCAUAAUCUAUAAUCCAGUUCUGUUCACAUUUUGAAACAAUUUCUUCUAUUUUAGUAUUGAUUAUAAGGUAUUUAUCAUACAGCAUUCGCGACGAGAAUUGAUUUUAAAACAUUUAAAAUGUAGUGCUAGGCAUAUUCAGGCUUAUAUUUAAUAGCAAAAUGAGUAUUAUGUGUCUAUAAACAAAAUUAAUAAAAAUAUGAAAUCGAUAAUUAAAAAGAUUAUUUCAAUGUUAUCUGGGCCUUAUUUUAUGAGACUAAUGGUCAUGGGCUUGAAUGCCAACUUUCAUCAAAUCCUUUCAAAUUUCCAUGAUCAGCUUUAGUAGCAGGUACUAGUAACCAUUGAUUCAUUGAUUAUUUCAUGACUUGGAAUUUCUAAAAAGCAACCGAGAACUUCUUGGCGAGACUAAUAUUUAUUCUAACUCCAGCUCAUAUGGUGUUUUUCUACAGAGAAUCGUUGAACAGUAUUACCCGCGUAAGUAUCCAGAAUUCCGGAAAACUUCCCUGUAGAAACAGACGUGAUGCGGUUUAUUGAUAAACCGCAUCGUGGACCUAUGGGAGGUGGUAAUUGUCGUGUUAAUCCGUUUAAUUUUUCUGUAGAAACACACACUGAAAAAGCGUAUCGUGUCUGGCGGAAGUAUGUGAACCCGGAAGUACAAUUUCGCGGUAUAUUUGCACGUUCUAGCCUUUUCAAUCUCGCCAGGUGACAUACCACAAUGCGUUGCAAGGUCAUAGGUUGAAUCUCCUGAUUUUCGAUAAAUGCGGAAUGUGAGUUAAUUGGAUUAUUUGCUCUGUAGGAACAGGUUGGUUUAAGGGUGAUACAGUUUUUCAAUUCCAGAAAAGAUUAAACUGUUUUUAACGAUUCUCUGUAGAAACACGCGGUAUGUCUGAUUAUAAUUGUGCUAUUAUACGCAAUUACAUUGGCCUAAUAUUGUUAUUGCCCAAGAAUUUAUGUAUUACAGAAUGCCACUAUUGUGCAUUUCAGUUAGUAUCAAGAACAUAUAAAUCCUAGUUAAAAUUGUGUUAUUUUAAAUUAAAAAAAAAAAAAUUGACCUUGGUGACCAUGUAUCAAAUAUGCUCUAUAUGAAAUAUAUUGAAACUAAUUGUAUAUGACGUGUUUAAUUGAAUUGUAUUUGUUCAAAAUAAAGAGUCAACGGUAA